GACCACAGCACUUCUCCUGACCACGAUCCACUAUCAUUCCUGUUUUCUCUAUCUUCCGCCUAAUGUAGCGACACAGUCCCAACAUCCAGCUGCCUCGGCCCAUCUUUCUCAAAAGUUGCCUCAUUCAGAGCGUUCGUACCGAACAAAAUGCCCAGAGUCCCGCCGCAUACAGAGGAGGAGUUGUCCACAAUUCUCCGAGAGCACAGUGUCAAGAGCCAAUUUGGCAAGCGCUCGGAUCAUUUUCUACCACGAGGCGAGCUCGACCGAUUGAUCACGAGAGACUCCAUACUCGCGGAACUAGAAAUUAAGGAGGAAAAUGCUGACGAAGCCGAAGACUUGAUCGAUUUCAUCUUACAGAAGGCUAGGAGACUCUUUGCAAUAGUUGUGUACAUUCGGUUACCGAGAGUGGAAGAUGCUAUGCUUUUGUUCCAAGCGAAUGAUUUCCACGAUGCACGACUACCAAUCGAAGAAUGGACCAGAGACGUCUUUGAAGCAAAGCUCCGGGAGAACAUUGAGCAUCCAUUCAUUGUCAUGCAGGGAGUCUUGAGGCGGAGAAGGGACUACAUCUGGUCGAGAAGCUACAUAUAUGACUUCCAAAAGCGUCAAUGGGAGUUUCUGGCACCAAUCAUCUCCACUGAGGAAACGAACGACUGUCACAAUAGCAAUGCGAUCUUACCUUUCAUUACGCAAUACACCAAUCUUGCCGAGGGCUCGUUUGGUGUUGUUUCGAAAUACGCAAUACAUCCGGACCAUAUUUACAUUGGGAAGGGCUGUGCAGCCGUUAGCUCCAAUAUCUUUGCAAUCAAGGAGAUAAAAGUUGAUAUCGAAGAAGAUCGCCACAAGGUAGCCGAGCACUGGAGCAGCGAAGUCCGAACACUUUUGGAGAUGAACAAACUAAAGCAAGAGCACAUUGUUCGAUUCAUUACAGCGUUUCGUUACGGAAAGCUGGAUGACCCAGACCAUUUCCUUGUCUUUGAGUGGGCGGACGGUGGAAACCUCUCCGACCUCUGGAAAGAGAAACCUCAUCCGGUGCGGACAUCUUCAUUGACAAAAACCGUCAUUGGAGAGCUCCUUGGACUUGCCAAAGCACUAAAUGCAGUUCACAAUAUGUCGGCCGACAAAAACUACCGCCAUGGGGAUUUGAAGCCUGCAAAUAUCCUCUGGUUCCGUACAGAUGACGAGUUUGGUACCUUGAAGAUUGGAGACUGGGGAGAAGCGAAGGUUCACUUCGUUAACACGGAAGCACGACUCAGUAAUACUUCUUCCAAAUUUGGGACCCGUCGAUACGAACCUCCGGAGAAUGAUACAGGCCUCACAUUCGGAGACUCGCUGCAGGCCGAGACAGUGGGCCAGAAGCGGCGCUCUCGUCUAUAUGAUAUAUGGGCAAUUGGGUGCAUUGCGCUUGAGGUUGUGAUAUGGCUCCUUUACGGCAACGAAGAGUUGGAAAGGUUCAAUUUGGAAGUUCAAGGAGACCAUAAAGUCAACUCGCCAUUCUAUCAGGUGAAGAAGGUCGGGGCUUUGAAGACUGCUGAGGUCCACAGAAUCGUCACACAUUGGAUUCAACACAUGCUGCAAGACAUUGCAUGUCGACCUGGUACUACGGCACUAGGCGAUGUUCUUGAAAUCAUCCAGACGGGUCUUCUUGUUGUCAAGCUGCCCCAAGCUGGCGGCAGAUCCAUGAGUGGGGGUCAAAGUCUUCGCAAACCGCUUCAUUUCGCUGCACAGACAAUCAAGUUGGACAGUGGCGAUAGCAUCAAGAUUUCAGUGUCUCCGGAACAGUCUGUUGCUGUGGAAGAGUCAGUAUCUCAUGUUCCAUCGAUUGAGGUCACUCCCGCCGCGCCAACUGAGCUCGUAGUACAGCCAGACCCAAUGCCACACCGUGAGACUGCUGGGGCGGCAAGAAUACUUGCCGAGGAUCUUCUAGAGAAGUUACAUCAUGUUGUUUUGACGGAUGAGGAAAGUUACUGGUAUACCGAGGAGCGUUUCCACUGUGGGCCUACCAAGCUUGAAGAUGGGCCCCCACUUUCUAUGACCGUGCGUUCGAAGUCUGGCGAUACGACAAUGGGAGCUCUCGAGGUCAAAAUACCUGCCGAAGUGGACUACGCUCACCCGCCCCUUGAUCCCGUAAACUGGGUUUACGAAAUCGACAACGUGUUCGCUUGCACGCUCUUCAAACACUUGAGAACGAGGGAUUCACUCAAAACACUCACACCCUCCGUUGUUCCUCCCCUUUGCGAGAAAUGUAACGAGUUACGGGAUUCUUUGUGGCAGUCUAGGCCAUCCAUUGGCUACUCCCCGGGCGAACUCAAAGACAGCCGAACGCUCUCGUUAUAUCGCGGACCUGACGCGGAAACUUCGCCAGCUACAGAGAUACAGAUUGGUCUACCCCAGCUCCCGGAGGCUGGCAGUCGCACACAUCUUGAUAUUGUUCAAGAAUGGCUUCACGACUGUGAUAGACACCGCGAUUGUGCUCGUCAGCAGGGCAGGAUGCGCGAUGCGCGGAGAUCUGCAGGUGUACCAACACGACUCAUUGAUGUGGGCAUUGUGGGCGAUCAGUCUGUCCAUCUGCAAGAGGAAAAUAUCGAAGCCAACGCUGAAUGGGUCGCAUUAUCUCACCAAUGGGGCCCUCCCCCAUACUACUUCACGGAAACGAGCAAUGUCGACAGUCGCAAGUCUGGCAUAAAACUAGCGGACCUGCCUAAAACGUUCAGAGACGCGGUUGCAGUCACGCGUGCACUGAAACGCCGAUACCUCUGGAUUGAUUCUAUCUGCAUAAUCCAGGGACACGGUGGAGACUUUCAUUCGGAGUCCAAACGCAUGGAGGACGUCUACAGUGGCGCAUAUUGCGUUCUUGCUGCGAGCUGUGCAACUGGGCAUGAUUCAGGGUUCCUACAACCAAGAAGGGCACGAGACUACGUCACGGUGAGCCCAAAAGGAAGCAACACACUGGUCUACAUCUGCGAAUCUAUCGACAACUUCAAAGACCAUGUACUGAAUGGUGCUCUCAACCGCCGCGGCUGGGUACUACAGGAGCAUGCACUCGCGCGACGAACCAUCUUCUUCACCGAAUACCAGACCUACUUUGAGUGUGGCCGAGGUGUACGAUGCGAGACUAUGACCAAGAUGAGCAACAAAUCGGCUGAGCUUCUCGGUGACCCAAAUUUUCCUCGCAUCCUCGUCAAGGCGCCGCAAGGCGAGAGGAUACUCCGAUAUCAGGAACUGUAUCAACAAUACUCUAGACUUGGCUUGUCCCAAGACUAUGAUCGGCCCACUGCUAUCGAUGGACUGCAGCAGAAGCUUCUGCGGACGAUGGAUGUUGAGGGUGGAUUCGGUGUCCUUGAAGACAGGAAUAUCAAAGGCACCCUUCGCCGCAGCCUAUUAUGGCACCGAGGAACAGACACACACAACCUGGAACGCAUUGUCUUUCCGAACGAUCGUGCUGGUGUCCCGUCAUGGUCAUGGAUGGCAUACGCUGGCGGCAAAGACAACUCUGGUGGCAUCGACUACUUCAAUCUGGAUUUCGACGGAUUCGAUUGGCAAGCCAUCACAUCUCCCUGGUCUCGCGCAGACAGUGAAGAUGAAACGAAUGCCCUUAUUGCCGAGAGCAGAGAAUAUGACGCGCUGCUCAAGAAGGGCAAUAAUGAGAACGAUUUUAGGAUCAUUCUGGACGCACCCGCAGAAGAAGGACAGUAUACGACCAGAUGCAUUGUUCUGGGCAUUGAGAAGGGCGGCAUCAGUCUUAUGGACAAAUCACACUAUGUCCUCGUCAUCAAGCCUACGGACUACACGAAUGAGUAUGAGAGGGUUGGCGCAGGUUGGAUGCCAGGCAGGUGCCUGAGGGGUGAGGUCGAAGAGGUCCACGUGGUCUAA
Messenger RNA from Macroventuria anomochaeta, 3870 nucleotides. Its product is annotated as HET-domain-containing protein. Gene Ontology annotation, molecular function: ATP binding; protein kinase activity. Lineage: Eukaryota; Fungi; Ascomycota; Dothideomycetes; Pleosporales; Didymellaceae. Gene Ontology annotation, biological process: protein phosphorylation. The coding region runs from base 148 to 3870 and encodes 1240 amino acids. The record is from RefSeq and is a predicted model, not a curated record. The transcript is spliced from 5 exons.